AUGAAUGAACAACAAUCAAUCAAGUCAUUCGAUAGUAGCAGCUCGUCCAUAGGUGACGAGAGUCAAGCACCGGAACAAUACGUCCCCAAGGAGUAUACUGCUGAUGGAGAGGCAAAUUCUAGGGGUAACCAAUUAAAUCUAACGAGAACAGAAACGGCAAAGACAUUACAAGACAUGGGGAUGACCUCAGAAGCUCCCCUUCCAGAUAUUAAUGCACCCCAAGGUUCUAAGAAGCCUGCCAUCUUCCCAGAAGAAUAUACAAUGGAAACUCCAACAGGGUUGGUCCCAGUCGUAACGUUACAAUCCAUUGGUAGGAAUUCAAGUGCCAUCUCGCGUACAAGAACAAGACAAAUUGAAGGAUCUAAUUUUGAAAAUGAAGAAGGUGAAGGCGAAUCACCUUCUUCGCAAAGUUUCCUACAUAAAUUAAGAACCACACAAACACAACAUUCUGUUUCGACACAGACCGGAGAAGACGAACCAGAUAAUCAUCUGGAUCCAGAAAUUGAAUUCGUUACUUUUGUCACAAACGAUCCAGCAAACCCACAUAAUUGGCCCCUUUGGAUUCGUUGGACAUAUACUAUCUUACUUUCCACUCUGGUCAUUUGUGUCGCUUACGGGUCUGCUUGUGUCACUGGUGGUUUUGGUACAAUCGAAAAGAAGUUUCAUGUAUCAUUAGAAGCUGCCAUUUUAUCAUGUUCUUUAAUGGUGAUUGGGUUUUCCGUGGGACCUUUACUUUGGUCCCCCGUUAGUGAUCUUUAUGGGAGAAGAGUUGCAUAUUUUUUUUCCAUGGGCCUUUAUGUCAUUUUCAAUAUUCCAUGUGCUAUAGCUCCAAAUUUAGGGUGUUUACUAGCAUGCAGAUUUUUAUGCGGUGUUUGGUCCUCUUCGGGACUUUGUCUAGUCGGUGGGUCUAUCGCUGAUAUGUUUCCUAGUGAAACAAGAGGUAAGGCUAUUGCUUUCUUUGCAUAUUCCCCUUACUGUGGUCCUGUUUUUGGUCCAUUGGUCAAUGGGUUUAUUAGUGUUUCUACAGGGAGAAUGGAUUUAAUCUUUUGGGUUAAUAUGGCUUUUGCCGGUGUCAUGUGGAUAAUCUCCUCUGCAAUUCCAGAAACUUAUGCCCCAGUGAUCUUAAAACGUCGUGCUGCUAAAUUGAGAAAGGAAACUGGUAAUCCUAAGAUUAUGACUGAACAAGAAGCCCAGGGGAUCACUUUUAAUGAAAUGAUGAGUGCAUGUGUCAUCAGACCAUUAAAAUUUUCAAUUACCGAACCAGUUCUAUUCAUGACAUGUUUCUACGUCUGUUUAAUUUACUCUCUAUUAUACGCUUUCUUCUUCGCAUACCCUGUCAUUUUUGGUGAAUUGUACGGUUAUAAAGAUAAUAUGAUUGGAUUAAUGUUUAUUCCUAUUUUAAUUGGUGCCUCUUUUGCGGUGUUAACCACUUUUUGGUGUGAAAGUCAAUAUCUAAAAUUAGUUAAAACACGUAAACCAACUCCAGAAGAUCGUCUUUUAGGUGCCAAGAUUGGUGCUCCUUUUGCUGCUAUUGCAUUAUGGAUGUUAGGUGCCACUACAUACAAUCAUCGUAUGUGGUUGGCUCCUGCAUCUUCAGGUAUGCCAUUCGGUUUCGGUAUGGUUUUAAUUUAUUAUUCACUAAACAAUUACAUUAUUGAUUGUUAUGUGCAAUAUGCAUCUUCAGCAUUGGCUACUAAGGUUUUCUUAAGAUCAGCCGGUGGUGCCGCAUUCCCAUUAUUUACUACUCAAAUGUAUCACAAGCUAGGUUUACAUUGGGCUUCAUGGUUAUUGGCUUUCAUUUGUACUGCUAUGAUCGCACUACCAUUUGCAUUUUCAUAUUAUGGGAAAGAGUUAAGACAUAAGUUGUCUAAAUUCGAUUAUUCAAUUGACGCAAUUGAAGAUUAG
Naumovozyma castellii is the source of this 1905-nucleotide messenger RNA. RefSeq names its product spermine transporter (gene TPO3). Bases 1 to 1905 code for a protein of 634 amino acids. The record is from RefSeq and is a predicted model, not a curated record. The transcript has a single exon. Lineage: Eukaryota; Fungi; Ascomycota; Saccharomycetes; Saccharomycetales; Saccharomycetaceae.